GUUACAUUGCAGUUCGCCCUGUCAACCUCUAGGUGGCCACAAAGAUAGUUGUGCUACCGUCUGCAAUUCGACUACAAGCAUCAAGUGCAGCCAGAUUUAGCUAGCGUCAGUAGCCAUUUCAUUUUGUCUACCCCAUUUUGGGGGGUUUGUUGGUCGUAGGCUUGCAAGCUAGCUCAAGGCUGGCUUCAUUGACCAAAUAUGCAGAAAUAUGAAAAGCUUGAAAAAAUUGGAGAGGGUACGUAUGGAACUGUUUUCAAAGCUAAAAACAGAGAGACGCAUGAAAUCGUGGCAUUAAAACGGGUCAGGCUGGACGACGACGACGAGGGGGUGCCAAGUUCUGCUUUAAGAGAAAUCUGUCUUCUGAAAGAACUAAAGCAUAAAAACAUUGUCAGAUUGCAUGAUGUGUUGCACAGUGACAAGAAGUUAACAUUGGUUUUUGAAUAUUGUGAUCAGGAUUUGAAGAAAUAUUUUGACAGCUGUAAUGGGGAUCUAGAUCCUGAAACUGUGAAGUCGUUCAUGUACCAACUGUUAAAAGGCCUCGCUUUCUGUCACAGUCGAAACGUUCUUCAUAGAGAUCUGAAACCACAAAAUCUUCUCAUCAACAGAAAUGGGGAAUUGAAGCUUGCUGACUUUGGGUUGGCUCGAGCUUUUGGCAUUCCUGUGAGAUGUUACUCAGCAGAGGUUGUGACGUUGUGGUACCGACCUCCAGAUGUGUUGUUUGGUGCUAAACUUUAUUCUACCUCUAUUGACAUGUGGUCAGCUGGCUGCAUAUUUGCAGAGCUGGCUAAUGCUGGAAGGCCGUUAUUCCCUGGCAAUGAUGUGGAUGACCAGUUGAAAAGAAUCUUCAGAUUGUUGGGCACACCUACGGAGGAACAGUGGCCAACAAUGACAAAACUUCCUGAUUAUAAGCCAUAUCCCAUGUAUCCAGCCACCACCUCCCUUGUGAAUGUGGUUCCUAAACUAAGUAGCACAGGAAGGGAUCUACUGCAGAACCUGUUGAAAUGUAAUCCCGUUCAGAGGAUUUCAGCUGAAGAGGCCUUGCAGCACCCCUACUUCGCAGACUUCUGCCCACCCUAAAAUGCUAAAUUGCCUGUCACCAAGCCGCAGCCGCAAGAAUCAAUCAUCCUUCACUCUGUUUGGUUGUUAGGAGCGAUUCUCAACAAGGCAAAUCCCUCACUGGGAUUCUGACACUCCCAUGCAGUUCUCCCAUGCAGUUCAUUCUGUUGUGCCUCUGUGUGGAACAAAGCCCAGUGGCUCUGCUAAGCUUUAGGGUCUUUUGAGUUAAAAGCCUGUUUUAAUUAGGUUCAAACAUCACUCCAAGUUAAUUAGCACCAAUGAGGGCAGGGUUACAUUUAAUACAUUUUAUAGUAAUACGUUUUUUUUUUUGUCUAUUUAAGUUAGAUUUUCAAAGCAAAAAAAUGUUUUCAGUCGAUUUUCUUUAGUGUUCCCUCGUGAUCUAUGGUCAUAUAAUUUGGUGAGUUAACAUCAGAUGCCUGCCAAAGUGCUUGUAUUUAGUGCAUCAGUCACUCACGCCUUUGUUGAGAUGUAGUUUCUAUUCCUGAUGGAUUGUGUUUCAGUAGUUCUUUUUGCUUAUACAAAUCUUAACACCUGUAGAGACCAGUGUAAGUGUUGGUAAUCCCAUACUUGAUAUAUUUAUAUUUGCAGGUGUGGAAGUAUUACUAAAAGUAAGUCAGCUUUGAACAACUAGUUUGUUUAGGAACUUUUAUGAUUGAUAUGUAUACAGUUCCAGUCAGGGGUUUCUAUACGCUUAUCAUCUGUAAUAUAUUAAUUUGAGGCUGUUAAUAAAUUAUUUAAACUGCUGUUUACUAGGAUGGAUGGUUUAUGCAAUAUACAGCUUCAGUAUUUUUUUCCUACAAAAACGAGGGUAGACGUAAAAACAAAAUUCAUAGAUGAAUAUCUUAUAACAGAAUAAAGAAAACUUAUAGGUUCAAAUCCUAUAGUCCUGUAGUAAAUUACACCAGAACCACUAUAUUUCUGUUCUGAAGAAGUUUCUGGCCUAAACCUGGCUGGAUAUUUGAUCACUCAUCCUGGCAGAAUGUUAGUUUAAGUUGCUUGGUCUCCACACACUCAGCUUUUCAGUAUAAUUAUGUGGUUUAGAUCAGGCCUUUUCAAGUCAGCUUUAUCCAAGCCAAAUCCAGUUUUGGUGUUUGCUUGAAUUACUGUCCUGUUUGAACAGGUUUAACCAGCUUGCUGUUGGGUUGAGGUGGAAUUGAAAAAUGGAGAUAGGUCUCCAGCAUUGUUCCAUCCUCUCUGCAGCAUAAAUCCCUACAGUGCUUGACCAUGUUCUUAGAUUCUAACUCCCUCAUCCCCCAACGCACUUCUUCCUAUUAAGGUCAAAGUGUUCCAUCUGGACUGUAACAAUGCUGUUCAUGUAGUUUCUGCUAAUAGGUUUGGUCAUUGCCCAUGAUGAGUGUACAUAAACCUGUGAACAAAACUGUGUAGCACUAUAUAUAAAUUAUUUCGCACUUUG
Gambusia affinis (western mosquitofish) is the source of this 2491-nucleotide messenger RNA. RefSeq names its product cyclin-dependent kinase 5 (gene cdk5). Lineage: Eukaryota; Metazoa; Chordata; Actinopteri; Cyprinodontiformes; Poeciliidae. Gene Ontology annotation, biological process: axonogenesis; neuron apoptotic process; protein phosphorylation. The coding region runs from base 199 to 1077 and encodes 292 amino acids. Gene Ontology annotation, cellular component: nucleus; cytoplasm. The transcript is spliced from 12 exons. Gene Ontology annotation, molecular function: cyclin-dependent protein serine/threonine kinase activity; ATP binding. The record is from RefSeq and is a predicted model, not a curated record.